This is a messenger RNA of Antechinus flavipes (yellow-footed antechinus), 4208 nucleotides long. RefSeq names its product cytochrome P450 4B1. Lineage: Eukaryota; Metazoa; Chordata; Mammalia; Dasyuromorphia; Dasyuridae. The record is from RefSeq and is a predicted model, not a curated record. Gene Ontology annotation, molecular function: oxidoreductase activity, acting on paired donors, with incorporation or reduction of molecular oxygen; monooxygenase activity; heme binding. The transcript has 12 exons. The coding region runs from base 11 to 1543 and encodes 510 amino acids.
CACACCACCCAUGGUACUCUCGUGGCUAGCCUCAGGGCUCCCCGUAAGCCUCUCCAGGCUCUGGUUAUGGUCAGCUGCUCUGGUCCUGGCCCUGGGCAUUCUCCAGCUGACCCGGCUGCUGGCCAGGAGGCAGAAACUGCUCCGAGCCCUGGACAGCUUCCCGGGGCCACCCACUCACUGGCUCCUGGGGCAUGCCAACGAGAUAAAAGAUGGAGGAGGUCUGGACAAGAUCAUGGCAUGGGCCAACACUUACCCCUCCGCCCACCCUCUGUGGUUUGGGAAAUUCAUUGGAUUUCUGAACAUCUAUGACCCUGACUACGCCAAGGCUGUGUAUAGCCGAGGAGACCCGAAGGCCUGGGAUGUGUAUGGUUUCUUCUUACCAUGGAUUGGGAAUGGGCUGUUGGUCCUGGACGGACCCAAGUGGUUCCAACACCGAAAACUGCUCACGCCUGCUUUCCACAACGAGGUGCUGAAGCCCUACGUGGGCCUGUUUGCGGAAUCCACCCACGCCAUGCUGGACAAGUGGAAGGAGAAGGUUUCUGGGAAUAAGUGUGUGGAGAUCUUCAGUGACGUGGGCUUCAUGGCUCUGGACACCCUGAUGAAAUGCAUCUUUGGGAAGACAAGCAAAGGCCAAACGCAGAGUGACACGGACUACUACCUGGCUAUUGCUGAUCUCACCCUGCUGAUGCAAGAACGAAUCUUCACCUUCCAGUACCAUAAUGAUUUCCUCUACUGGCUCACACCCCAUGGGCGGAACUUUCUGAGGGCCUGCAAGAUUGCCCAUGACCACACAGACAAAGUGAUCAGAGAAAGAAAAGCUGCCCUGAAUGGGGAGAAGCUAGACAAGACCCUGAAGAAGAGACAUUUGGAUUUCCUGGACAUUCUCCUUGGAGUCAAGGAUGAGAACAAGACCAACUUGUCAGACAUGGACCUACGGGCUGAAGUGGAUACAUUCAUGUUUGAAGGCCACGAUACCACCACCAGCAGUAUCUCCUGGUUCCUGUACUGUAUGGCCCUUUACCCAGAGCACCAGGACCGCUGCCGGAAAGAGAUCCAGGAAAUCCUACAGGGUCGUGACACUGUCCAGUGGGAAGACCUGGCAAAAAUGACCUACCUCACCCUGUGCAUUAAAGAGAGCUUCCGCCUGUAUCCCGCCGUGCCCCAGGUGUACCGCCAGCUCAGCAAGCCUGUUACCUUUGCAGAUGGGAGGUCACUGCCUGAAGGAGGUCUGGUUUCUUUGCACAUUUAUGCUCUCCACAGGAACCCCUCUGUAUGGCCUGACCCUGAGGUAUUUGACCCCCAACGUUUCACUCCUGAGAAUGCUUCAGGACGUCAUCCCUUUGCCUUUAUGCCCUUCUCUGCUGGACCCAGGAACUGUAUUGGGCAGCACUUUGCCAUGAUAGAGAUGAAGGUGGUAACAGCCCUCUGCCUGCUGAAUUUUGAAUUCUCCCCAGACCUCACUCAGCCACCUAUCAAGCAACUACAGCUGAUUCUGCGUUCUAAGAACGGCAUUCACCUCAACCUGAAGAGGCUGACCCAGUGAUGGAGAACAGAGCUCCUUCCUGGACCUUCAAGGGGAAAUUUGGGGCAGUUGGCUGGAGAAGCACAGACAGGUUCCUGCCCACUCAUCCCUACAUAGAUAGAAGCUCCCCAGAGCAGAAACAAGGCACACAUAGGCAUUUAAGGGAAUAUAUGGUAGGUGUAUGUAUGCAUUAAUGAAAGGGUUAUAGAUAAUUCAGAGCACAAGGUUUCUUAGGGAAGGAAAUAGGGAAAUAAUGGGGAGCUUUGGAGUAUAUAAGGAGGUAUGCUAGUUAGAUCUAUAUACAUAUCAUACAAUUUUUCAAUUUUUAAACUUUUUAUUUAAGGUUUUGAGUUCUAGAUUUUAAUUUUUCCUCCCUCCUCUUUCUCCUCUCUGAGAUAGUAGACACUUAAAUAUAGGUUAUAGAUGUUUAAUUAUGUAAAGCAUUUCCAUGUUAGUCAUUUUGUACAAGAAGACACAAAAGAAAAAAUGAAAGAGUGAAAAAUGACUCGCUUCAGUCUACAUUUGAACAAUGUCAGUUCUUUUUCUGGAAGUGGAUAGUAUGCAUCAUCAUUAGUCCUUCGGGGGUGUCUUGGGUCAUUGUGUUGCUGAAAAGAGCUAAAUCAUUCACGGUUCUUCAUCAAACAAUAUUGCUGUUACUGUGUAUGACAUUCUCCUGGUUCUGUUCACCUCACUAUGCAUCAGUUGAUGGAGGUCUUUUCAGGUUUUUCUGAAAUCCUCCUGCUUGUCAUUUCUUAGAGCACAAUAAUAUCCCCUUACAACCAUAUAUUCCUAUUGAUGGGCAUGCCCUUUGAUUUCCCGUUUUUAGAUACCACAAAAAAACCUGCUAUAAAUAUUUUUAUACAUGUAGGUCUUUUUCCCUUUUCUUAACAAUGCCUUUAGGAUAUGGCUCUAGCAGUAGUAUUGCUGGAUCAAAGGGUAUGUAGAGUCUCAUGGCCUUUUGGGCACAUAUACAUAUAUAUUAAUAUACAUGUGAAUAUAUAUCAAUAUAUAAUAUCCAUAUGUUAUCUGUCAUUCGAUUCACUUUCCAUCCUUUUUUAAUCACGUGUGUGUAGGGCCCUUGACUCUGCAUUGGGAAGCCAACAAUCAUGCCCCUAAGGGAUUUGUAUUCUACUGGAGAGAAAUGACAUUUGAAAGACAUUUGGGAGAAAAUCAGGUCAAAGGCUCUAGGAACAAAAUAUCUCACUUUCAGUUGGGAGCUCAGAGAAGAUUUUCUAGAGAAGGGAUAUGAAGUUAGCUUGCCUGUAGUAUCUGAUUUUAUCCACCACUGUCAAGAGUAUGUAUCACAUUUCCCCUGCCUUUAUUUUUCCAAUAUUUAAAUACUUCUAGGAAUUGCAACUUUAUUUCUGGAGCUGCUUUCUCCCUUCACAGAGAUCUUAACCCUUCCUACCCUUACUCCUAUCCCCCAUCACUCAGUAGAUAUGACAAAAAUUCAUUCCAUUGUGAUCCCCAUGGGGCUGACUCACAUGAACAGCAUUGGGGUAGACCUUGGAGAGUAGACACGAUAUCCAUUUUUAAAGCCCUAUUUGAAGCCUAUCUAGUUUGGGAGAAUCCAUCAAAGCUCGUGAUCUUCUCUUCGGUAGCAGGAAGAGAUAUCGGCAGAAGACAUUAGUGAAAUUGGUAUAAAGAGAGAUGAGCAAAAUACAAGGAAGAGGGAUAGGGACAUGAGAAAAAGUGCUCUUGGAACAAUGGAGGAAAAAAGGACCAUUUUCAGUUGAGUGUCAAGGAGAGGGGUCUUCGAAGAAGAGCUAACCUCUUUAUGUUAUAGUUGCCACACACACUAGAGCACACUCACAAUGGCACUUCAUGGAUCCACUUUCAUGAAAUAUUUCCAAAUGCAUUACAUUAUGACUGCACAACUGCUCUGUCACUCUGAUCUGUGACCUUAUUGCUGCAAACACUCCUUUCAUUGAUGUAGAUCACAGCUAAAACCAUACUAUACAUCUCUUGUUAUCCACAAGUAGAUCCACCCAUCUCUGGUCCUCAGAAUCAGUUGGCUGUUGUCCAUUGUUCUGGAAGAGGACCAAAAUAACUGUAAUUGAGCAUCCUCGACUGUUGCUGCUGAUCAGACUAACACGAGCUCGGAGUGUUCUGCUACAAGUCAGACACAAAUAGUCCCCAUGAACAUUUUGGGUGGUUUCUCUAACUUGGCGCAUCUUAGGAGACAUUAUGAAUGUCCGUGUACCAUGCUGUCUAGUCAUCUGCCAUCCUUUGAUCUUCCAACAGGACUGGCUUGAUACUUUUUUCAGACAUGAAUGCCCUUCUUUUUGUCUUUUGCAUCAUAUGACUGUAAUAUGUGUCACCCCUCUCAUUUCUGCCAUGCAUCUUUUUGGGUCUCCUGUGGAUAUGAUUUUGGUGAAUUAAAAAAAACUGGCAGAAAAGAUGGAGAGAAGACAUGAGUGCCAUGUGUGAGUGUUUGAAGGGUGGAAAAAUGAGAGCUAUCAGGGGUCAGCUUUGUGUUGAGGAAUUGUUAAUUCCCCAAAUGCAAUCUAGCCUGUACUCUCUCUCUCCUUUAAGCCCAAGCCCCUCUCAAUGUAAAUCUAUGUGCUAUAAAUGGACUGAUGAGCUUACUCAGGGGACUGUCCUUCUCACUGCAUGUAAUAGUUUGGAAAACAGGAAUUUUUGUUUUAAAAUUUUACCAUUUAUUAAAGGAAAAAGCAAAUUUGCA